AUGACGAGGCACCGUGACGGCAACAGGUACUACCAGUUCACUUCGACCCAGGUGUCUCAGCAGCCCUCCGACGAGGACGUUCAGAGGUUGCUGCUGCGGGCAGAGACGGUCUUGCGAGGCCAACGCGACUGGAGGCUGCUGACCACGCAGUGGCCCGUGUGGAGGCUGCUCGACCGGCUGGCCGCUGCCGAGGUGGUCAAUGUGACUUCCGGCGGCUCCUCGUUCUGGAUGCACGUGUUCCCGCACCGCGUGCGGUCGGACGGCCUCAUUUCCAACCGGAUCAGGGCCACGGCGCGCCCCUACUGCCUGCAGCUGUUCCAGGACGAGGUGCUGCGGCUCGCCUCGCAGGGCGGCGGCGCGCUGCGCCUCGUCGAGGCCGGGCCGCACAUUGGCGACUGCAUGCUCUGGGCGAGCGCCGCGCUCGGGCCGCGCGUGCUCGCCACGGCGGUGGAGCCAGUGGCGCAGGUGGUCUCCCUCUUCCGCAAGAGCAUCCUGGCCAACGGGUUCGGCAUCGACCUCCACCACGCGUGGCUGGGCAGCGCGGCCGGCCCGGCCAGGGAGGGCGAGUCGGUGCCGUGGCUGAGCUUGGACAGCAUCCUGCAGGAGGAUGUGGACAUUCUCAAGAUACACACCAACGGCGGCGAGACAGCGAUACUCGACGGCGCGCGCCGGCUGUUCGCGGACCACAAGGUGCGGGUGGUGAUCGUGCACUCUGCGGAGGCCGAGGAGUUGUGGGGCAGCACGUCGUUCUUGCUGGAGCGGGGCUACUCCGUCAGCACAGACGGCCGCCCGCUCCUGUCGGGCGACCGGCGCUGGCUGGAGGAGCGCGUGGCGGAGCGCGGCGGCCUGCAGCUGCACGCGCUGCGCCGCGGGGAAGCAAAAAGACGCCGAGCGACGUCGCUGCCGCCGCCGCCGUCGCCGGGGCUCGACCUCGGGAGCCCCAGGCGCAGAGUCCCCUCUCGCGCCGCGCAGGGGGCACGUGACGAGGUGCUGCACCGCUCUCCGCCCGGGUGCCCUGGCCAGGCCCCGGGGCCGUCCAGGAGCGGCUCGUGA
Molecule: messenger RNA, 1053 nt
Organism: Prorocentrum cordatum
Lineage: Eukaryota; Dinophyceae; Prorocentrales; Prorocentraceae
Source: the annotation of a GenBank genome assembly